AUGGCCUCCACCCACGGCACAACCCCUGCACCCACCGCCACCGAUUCCGACCCCGUCAGCUCCUCGCCCUCUACCACCACUACCGAGCAGUCAAACAUCCCCGCCAACAUUCCCACCAACCCCGACUCCACCCAACCCUCCACCACCACGUCCUCGGACCAUGAAUCCACCACCGAAGAGCGCCGCUCCCGCUCCCUCACCCGCCCCAAAUACAUGUCCCGCAAAUCAAGCCGCACCAUGCUCAUCCCCUCCGACUCGCCCGAUGUCGAGCUCAAAGAGGAGGAGAACUACCCGCCCGGUGAUGCUCGAGCUAUGAGUCCGCGUCGGAGUCCGGAAGAGACGAAUGCGAUGUUUGACAAGAGUCGGUUGGCUUUGACCAAUCACGCCAUGGAAGUCCAAUCCAGUCUCGACGCCCUCGUCGACAGGUGCGAGAACGUGCAGUUGGACUUGAGCAAGCUGGAGAAGAACAACAACGACCUCCAGGAAUACAUCGGCGGCUUAACGCGCAGCAUGUCCAAGUCCACGGACCUGUCUUCGACCGGGCGCAAGAAGUAA
Messenger RNA from Letharia columbiana, 555 nucleotides. RefSeq lists its product as uncharacterized. The record is from RefSeq and is a predicted model, not a curated record. Lineage: Eukaryota; Fungi; Ascomycota; Lecanoromycetes; Lecanorales; Parmeliaceae. Gene Ontology annotation, cellular component: trans-Golgi network. Bases 1 to 555 code for a protein of 184 amino acids. The transcript has 2 exons.